AGAGGGGGCGAAGGACCGGGGGCACCCCGAGGUGCGGGGCUCUCCCCGCGCCCCCCGCCCACGGUCCGUGGCGGAGCCGCCGGUUCGCGCGGGGCCGGUGCGGGGUCCCGGCGCCCCCGGAGCCGCCCCCCCCCGGCGCCCCCCCCGCCGGCCGGGAUUGGCGGGGCCGCCGAGGCGCCGCCCGGCCCCGCAAGUCUCCAACUUUCUUCCCGCCGCCCCUCAACCGCCGCCGCCGCCGCCGCCGCUCCCGGAGCCCGCGAUGCUCCGCAGCCGCCUGCCCCUGCUCGGGCCCGGGCUGCUGCUGCUGCAGGCGGUGUGUGCCGGGGGUCACAUCGCCAAGACCCUGGGCUACCUGGAGCUGGGCACCUCCGGCCUCCUCAAGGAUGUCCCCUAUGGCACCCUGAAGCCCCCGGCGCUCGACCCCGGGCGGCUGAUCCCGGCAGAGCCCCCCCGGGGCGCCGGACGGAGCCCCUGGGACUGGCAGAAGAACCAGACGGCCGGGGAGCCGCCGAGCCCCCGCGCCCACCGCAAGCCCACCCUCAAGUCCAGCCGCACCAAGAAGAUUUUCGGCUGGGGAGACUUCUACUUCAACAUCAAGACGCUCAAGUUCAGCCUCCUGGUGACGGGCAAGAUCGUCGACCACAUCAACGGCACCUUCAGCGUCUACUUCCGACACAACUCCUCCAGCCUGGGCAACGUCUCCGUCAGCAUCGUGCCCCCCUCCAAGGCCGUGGGCUUCGAGGUGCUGGUGCCCGGCCCCCCCCAGCUCCCGCAGCCGCCGCCGCCCCCCCAGCAGAGCACCCUGCCCGAGGGGCGCCCGGCCAAGGCGCUCAACUGCCACGUGGAGUACGAGAAGACGAACCGGGCGCGCAAGAACAAGCCGUGCCUGUACGACCCGUCCAAGGUCUGCUUCACGGAGCACACGCAGAGCCACGCGGCCUGGCUCUGCGCCAAGCCCUUCAAGGUCAUCUGCAUCUUCAUCUCCUUCCUCAGCAUCGACUACAAGCUGGUCCAGAAGGUCUGUCCCGACUACAACUUCCAGCACGACAACCCCUACUUCGGCUGACAGCAGCGCGGCGGGGACGGGGGGCGGGGGGCAGGGGUGGGGUGGGGGGCUGCUGUGCCCCCUUCACGGCUGCUCGGUGCCCCCCGUGACCCCCACACUGACCCCUCUCUGUCAUCGGAGCAUCCCUGGGCCGUGUCAUGGGACGGCUGGUGCUGGGGGUCCCGGCCUCCCCCCCACUGACAUCCCAUCCCCGUGGGGUACAGCCAGCUCUGGGGACCCCCCCUCACCCACUGACACCCCAUCCCUGCACCCCAUGGGGUACAGCCAGCUCUGGGGGUCCCCCCUCACCCACUGACAUCCCCUCCCUGUGGGGUACAGCCAGCUCUGGGGACCCCCCCUCGCCCACUGACACCCCAUCCCUGCACCCCAUGGGGUACAGCCAGCUCUGGGGACCCCCCCUCGCCCACUGACACCCCAUCCCUGCACUGCCAUGGGGUACAGCCAGCUCUGGGGACCCCCCCUCGCCCGCUGGGCCCCCGUCCCUGCAGCACCCCGGGCUGGGGUACAGCUGUGCUGGGGGUGCUGGGCCCACUGACACCCAUCCCUGCAUCCCUGGGGUACAGCUGGUUCUGGGGGUGCUGACACCCAUCACUGCAUCCCUGGGGUACAGCUGGUUCUGGGGGUCCCAGCCCCCCCUGCCCAUUGAGACCCCCCCACCCACUGCAACCCCCUCACUGCAGCACCCCUGCAUCCUACUGGGGUACAACUGGUGCUGGGGGGCCCGGCCCCCCUCCCCCCUGAAAUCCCAUCCCUGCAGCUCAGGGGGUGCAGGCAUGGACCCCCCCCGUGCUGGGGGCUGGGCUGGGCCCCAGGGGUGUGGGGGUGAACUGGGGGGGUUCAGCCCCCUGCGAUGUCACCUCUGGGGUGUCACGGGGGGCAGGUCAGGGUGCUGGGGGGGGUCUCAGUCCUCACCCCAUACACUGGGGGGGCUUUUGUCUCCCUGCAGCCCCCCAGCCGUGCACGUGUGUGUGUGCAAGGGCCCCACCCGGGUAUUUUGGAGCCCCCCCCCAACACUGGCCCUGCUCCAGCGCCACAGCUGAGCCCCCGGAGCCCCACGGACCCCCCCCCCCUCUAUGGGGGCCCUUCCAGGUGUGCAGCCCCCACACCCCACGCCGUGAAGAAGUGCCAGGCGGGGGUCAGGGACGUGGGGGGGGGGGUCCCCAGGGGCUGCUCCCCCCCCCCCGCUCGGGAAGGGGCUUCUUCAUCAUUUUUUUUUUAAAGAAAAUUAAAAUGGAAAAAAAAAAAAAA
Pseudopipra pipra is the source of this 2314-nucleotide messenger RNA. It is a transcript of the gene NXPH4, whose product is annotated as neurexophilin 4. Lineage: Eukaryota; Metazoa; Chordata; Aves; Passeriformes; Pipridae. Gene Ontology annotation, molecular function: signaling receptor binding. The coding region runs from base 260 to 1066 and encodes 268 amino acids. The transcript is spliced from 2 exons. The record is from RefSeq and is a predicted model, not a curated record.